UCAUUGUGGAGCAGCAUUUUCUCUUAAUUUGGUAAUUCUUCAACACAUCAAUAUAAAUAAUAUGAUACAUAAUAACUUUAACGGAUGUAUCUAUGGAAAUAUAAUAAUUUCAAGAUGAAGAGGUACUCACUAGUAGGAAACGGACAAGUGAUAACAGAGUGGAAGUGUGUGGACGCGUCCAGUUCGCGUCCGCGACACAUACGUAUUACGUAAUGAUAGGCUGACAGCUGUGCCUGUGAAUGUGAGUUACUCCCUGCCACCUACGCCACGGGCCACACGACACACCGACUUUAACUCCUUACAGUGUUGUGUGAGAGUGAGUCGAGGUUUACCCGAGUAGAGUCAUGGCGGAUGAGGGCGAUGAUGGAUGCGAUGAUCAAGGCACUCCCCCAAGGGCAGUAAAGAAAGUGAAAUAUUCUCAGAAAUAUUCACCUAACUGGGAAUCACUUCCGUUGUUCAAGGGAUGGAUGCAACCGAGUGUAAAGAGUAAAAAUAGAGCUUAUUGCAAAGCCUGUGAUUGUGAACUUAAUGCAAAGAAAUCCGAGCUAGAGAAACAUGCAGGUGGACAAAAACACAAAACUAAUGCCAGUAGUGCUGCCAAACAACUUACACUAUUGUCAAUGUCAUUUGCUAGAGGACAUUCAUCACUGAAUAAGGAGGUAAAAGAAGGUGAAAUAAGACUAGCAGCUUUUGUUGCAGAACCUAACCUACCUAUGAGUAUCAUGACACAUUUACCCCAACUAAUAAAAUGUGUAUGUAGUGACUCUCAGAUUGCUAAACAUAUUGCAUGCAGUAGGACGAAGACUACUGCAAUACUCAAGAAAGUAAUUGGUCCAACUAGCAAGGAAGAGCUGAUCAACAAUGUAAAGACUCAAAAGUUUCCAAUUAUAGUUGAUGAGUCAACCGACAAAGGUUGCACUAAACACCUGUGUCUACUUGCACGUCUGAUACAUGGCGGUGAAGCUAAUGAUGUUUUUCUUGAUUUAGUCCCUGUACAGGAAGGAAGUGCUCAAAGCUUGUAUGACAGCAUUGUUAAAGUAUUUGUAGAUAAUGGGAUUCCCUACAAAGAGAAUAUGAUAGGUUUUGCAUCAGAUGGUGCUAACGCUAUGAUGGGUGCUCAUAAUUCCCUGUCUUCUCGCCUUGUGACUGAUGUCCCUAAUCAGUUCAUUAUGAAAUGCAUCUGUCACUCAUUCCAUUUGUGUACCUCAUAUGCUUGCAUGAGUCUUCCAAGGGCAGUUGAGCAGCUGACAAGAGAUGUAUAUAAUUAUUUUAUGUCAAGCCCUAAGAGGUUAUCAAAGCUGAAGGAAUUCCAAGAUUUUGUGAAGGUUAAGCCGCACAAAUUAUUGCAUCCCAGUCAGACUCACUGGCUGUCCCUUCAGGCUGUAGUGUGUCGGGUUCUAGAACAGUAUGAUGCAUUAAUACUUUAUUUCACUGAUGCUGCAUUCUCAGAGAGAAUUAUGGCAGCAGAAAAGAUCUUGCAUUACUUGAAAGACCCUACAAAUAAGUUGUAUCUUCAGUUUCUAGAAUUAAUUUUGCCUUUUUUUACUGACCUAAACACGAUGAUGCAGUCUGAGAGGCCAAAGAUUCACUUGAUGUAUGACUCAGUGUCUGUUGUGUGUAGGACCAUUAUGGAUUGUUACAUAAAAAGGGAUCAUCUACAGAACACUGCAGUUCAAAAUGUUCAGUACAGAAACCCCUCACACUUUCUACCUCUAAAUGAGAUUUACUUGGGAGGUAAAGUAACAGCAGCUAUUGCACAAAACACUCAUGGCUUGUCUCGCCCAAAUCUAGAGGAGUUUCAAAAACAUUGUUUAAACUUUCUGGUUGAGAGUGUGAGUCAAAUUUUUAAAAGGUUUCCCUUCAGAAAUGCAGUGUUUAAACACCUGAGGCUCAUUGAUUCCAAAGUAGUGCUGAAAAAAAGUGAACCAUCCAUUGCCCCACUAGUCAGCUUACUUCCAGGAAUCAUUGAAGAAAAUAAGUUGAAUGAGAUAGAUAAUGAAUGGAGACUACUUAGGAAUACAGAUCUUGAAGUAGAUGCAAGUAUUGACACAGAAAGACUCUGGCAAACCAUUGCAGAGAUGAAAAAAAGAGAUGGAUCACAAAUGUUCCCUCAGUUGUCUUAUUUCGUUUCUUUUGUAUUUUGCCUUCCACAUUCAAGUGCAGCUGCUGAGAGAAUAUUUUCACUAGUUAACAACAUGAAGACCAAGCAGAGAAAUGCACUUUCCACUAAAACAUUGGUUGGAUUGCUCCAUACUAGGCGAUACUUGAAAGAGGAUUUUUGUUUUAGUUUCCCUGUAAGCAGGACCCUUCUUCAACGCAUGACCUCUGAUAUGUAUGAUUCAGAGUGAUUCAUGUAUAUGAUAUAGGAUUAAGGUUAACUAAUCAAUGCAACAUUUUAGUUUAAAGUUUUGAGAAGUGUACUACCUAUGUUUUUCAUUAUUGUACUUAAGUUUUCAGAUUAAAAGUGUGUUCAGCAUAAAUAUAGUUGGAUUUUUUAGUU
Molecule: messenger RNA, 2500 nt
Organism: Portunus trituberculatus (swimming crab)
Lineage: Eukaryota; Metazoa; Arthropoda; Malacostraca; Decapoda; Portunidae
Exons: 2
Coding region: 345-2348 (667 amino acids)
Molecular function (GO): protein dimerization activity
Source: RefSeq, a predicted model, not a curated record